Molecule: messenger RNA, 2414 nt
Organism: Paramisgurnus dabryanus
Lineage: Eukaryota; Metazoa; Chordata; Actinopteri; Cypriniformes; Cobitidae
Product: B-cell receptor CD22-like
Source: RefSeq, a predicted model, not a curated record
UGAUGUACCCUCUGAUGCUGGAGGAGGAAAAACCUUUGCGCAAUAGAAAAGAAAAAGCUGUUAACCACAGAGUUUUUGUGCUCUUAUAGUGCAGCAUUUGGUUCCUGAAGAUCAGACAGACUAAACUCGUAGGUAGUUUGAUGAUGAUGAUGAUGAUGAUGAUGUCUAUCAGAAUGGCUUCUCUUCCUCUGAUAUUUCUGCUCAUUGUUCAAGGAGUUUAUAGUGCUGAUGAUGAGAGUGAUGUGAAUUACAGCCCUUCAUCCAUCUGUGCUCUAAAGGGUUCAACAGUGAUAAUAAACUGCACUUAUAAAUACCCUACUGGACACCCGAUCAAUAACACAUUCUGGACAAAGAUUAACAGUAGUGAUCCUCCAGAUCUGUCUGAGGACUCUGAAUACAGGCAAAGGAUUCAGUAUCUGGGAGAUAAACAUCACGACUGCACCAUGAGACUGACUGAUGUGAGACAGACAGAUUCACACAAAUACUAUUUCAGAUUCACCACUGAUAAAAACAAAUGGCUUGGUGUUCCUGGAGUGACUCUUAAUAUCACAGAUCUUCAGGUAAAUUCUUCAGGUAAAGAAGUGACAGAGGGAAAAUCAGUGAAUCUUACAUGUAAAAGCAGAUGCCGUCUGACUGACAGAUCAACAUUCAUCUGGUUUAAAAACACACAGUUAUUAAGUGAGAGAACGGACAGAAACAAUCAACUCAUCCUAAAGUCAGUAACAAGAGAGGAUACAGGCAACUAUAGCUGUGCUGUACAGGGACACAAACUCAUAUCACCUCAUCAAUAUCUCAAUGUCGUCUAUGCUCCAAAUAAACCUGUGAUCUCCAUCAAACCUUCUGGUGAAAUACUGGAGGGUGAUUCAGUAAAUCUGACCUGCAGCAGUGAAUCAAAUCCACCUGUUCAGAAAUACAGCUGGUUUAAGGGGAACAAAACAUCAUAUCUUGGAUCUGGAAGCACCUACAUCAUCUCAAAGAUCAGAUCAGAUCACAGUGGAAAAUACCUGUGCAGGUCCAGGAAUGAACUUGGACCAAGAUAUUCAGAAGUGACUUUAAAUGUUUUGUAUCCUCCAAAGGAGGUGACAGCAUCCAUCGGUGGAUCUGGUGAAAUCCUGGAGGGUGAUUCAGUGAAUCUGACCUGCAGCAGUGAAUCAAAUCCACCUGUUCAGAACUACAGCUGGUUUAAGGUGAAUGAAACAUCACAUGUUGGAUCUGGACAGUCGUACACUAUCAUUAACUUUAAUUCCAGUCACAGUGAAUGGUUUUACUGCGAGGCUCAGAAUGAAGUCGGAUCUCAGAGAUCUGCCGCUGUAUCAGUCAAUGUUAAAGUUGUCAGUCGUGUCUCUUUCUCUGCAACUUUGGGGAUUGGAUUUUGUGUUGGAGUCUGUGGAGCAUCAGCUUUUCUAAUUGUUGGGAUGUUUAUUUGCAGAAGAAAGAGUUUAAGAAGAAAAGAUUCUGAACAAACACCAGAGAAAGAUGAUGAUGCCAGUAAUGACACAUACACAGCCCUUGAACUCAAGAACAGAUCAUCUGAUCUGUAUGAUACACUUACGGUAAGUUUAAUUCAACUCAAUUACUCUGUAUGAAGAACAGAAACAUAAUCAUUUUGUUUUAUUCAUAUGACCAGUUUAAGAAACUUUUUGAUAAUCCAUCUUUGUCUGCAGCCCAAGCAAAGAUGCUGAAGUAAAAGGCAGAGAACAAAGAAACAAAUCUUUUCAUCUCUAAUGAUUGACAGAAAUCAUAAAAAUUGAGACACACGCUUAUAUUGUUUCAUUAGAAAAGUUUAACAAACAUUGUCGUGGAUUUUCCAGAUGGAAUAAUGGAUACAGAGAGAUAUGUAAACUAAUUUGUUUUAUUAAAGAAUUAUAUCAGACAGCAUUUAAUAAAACACUGGCUCAGCCUGGUGAUCACCAAAAAAAUGUGACAGCUGAAGUAACUCUCCAAACCCCCAAUUUCUAUUCUUAUAGUUUCAUUGCAAGCUUGCAACAGACAAAUUUCCUGUUUUUAACACCUUUAAAGAAUCCUACCUUAGAUCCUCAUGUGCAGAAUGUUUUUAUUAUUGUGGGUUUAUUUUGAAUCAUUUACAUAAUCAUCAUAAUCAUUUCAGAAUCAUUAGUUAUCCAUAUAAUUGUUUAUUUGAUUUUUAAAUAUUAUUUUAUCAUUAUCAAUUUCAUUAUUAUCAUUUUAUCAUUACAUUAUUGUUUAUUCAUUUAUAUUAUCUAUUCAUUUAUUCAUUCAUUCAUUAAUUAUGUUUAUUCAUUUAUUCAUUCAUUAUUAUAUUUCUAUAUUUUAUUAUAUUAUUCACUCAUUCAUUAUAUUUUUAUACUUUAUAUGUCUUAUUGAUUUCGUCUUAUAGUUCUCUCACAUUUGUGAAGUUUCAUGAUCUGUCCUGUCUGUGUGUAAACAGAGAUAGA